AUGUAUUCUGUUGCCACGCCGUUUCAUCCAUUUGGUGGGGCAGUUGACAUAAUAGUCGUCCAGCAGCAAGAUGGAACCUUCCGAAGCACGCCUUGGUAUGUACGAUUUGGUAAAUUUCAGGGUGUUCUUAAAGGGGCAGAGAAAGUUGUCCGAAUAGAAGUUGAUGGAGUUGAAGGCAAUUUUCAUAUGUGUCUAGAUAAUUCUGGUGAAGCAUAUUUUGUUAGGGAAGUUGUUCCUGACAAGGACGACAAGGCAAACGAAGUUUUGAAGGAUUCGGAUAAUCAUGAAGGCACCAAUAUUGAUAAUUAUUCAGAAGACAAUAGCUUUCUUAUACAAGAAGCUAAUGAUUUUAGUAAUGGUGAAGUAGAGGUGCUAGACGAACGUCUUACUCUAGGCAUGGACCGAUUGGAGAUGAACGAGUCUGACAGCGAGCGGGUAUUCUACGAGUUUCAAGACGAACAAUCUUCUCUAGAGGGUUCAAUUGGGUUGUCAGAAUAUGAUUCCAGUAGAUAUGACAAUUUAGAUGGUGUGGAGCAUGUGAUAGAAUCACACGCUUCAAAUUCAGAAGUAGUUCUGGUGAGUGUGGAUGGGCACAUACUGACAGCACCCAUCUCAUCUUCGGAGAGGAACAGUGAAAACUUGCAACUAUGCACGCCUCAGUUUCACCUUGGUCCAGGUGAAAGGUCUGAAGAAUACAAUACCAGUGUAGUUCCAUGGUCUGCUGAUUAUAUGAGUGAUUUGGACACCUCUACAUGUAAAGUUACUUCUGAAAAUGCACAUAAGGCUGACAAUGGCAGUCAAGCUUCUGAAGGAGCUGAGGAGAAUCUCUCUCAUGUGCUAGAAAGACAGCAUACAGCUAACCGGGGCAGAGACUUUUGCUCGAGUAGUUCAGAAACCACGUCCAAUAGUUUCAAGAGGGCCGAGGUUUUCAAAAGCUGUUCGGGGCUCCAAGAAUUGGCUGUGCAGUCUAUGAAUGCCAUUCAACAAGACGCGGGUUCUUUAAUGCAGAUUCACGAGUCUGCUGAAGAUCUAAAUGAGAAGUCCCCUCGAAGUCCUUUGACAAAUGAUGAAACUGAAGAGGGAAAUCUUGGAAAAUCAACAUAUCAAAAUAGAUUAACUCCCUCAUAUUCUGAAUAUCCCAGCACUGUUUCUUUGAAAGAUUUUCCAGGUGAAGUUGAAACCCACGAAAAAAAUACAUUUGAUAUGGACCUGAAUGGUACUGAUGGCAUACCUACUGAUCAGAAACCAGCAGAGAAUCUGAUGGAUGCAGAUUUAGAAGCCGAAGGAAUGAAGAGUGACCAGCAAGCACCUGUAUCUGAAGAUGAAUGCAGUAAAGACGAACAUCUUGACCCUCAUUCUAAAGCUUUAAUUGGAGACAUGAAAGUGGGCUUCAACACAGGGUUAGAAAUAUCUCUCUGUGGGAACUUGCUUUGCGCUGGCAUGGGUUUGAGUGCAGCAGCGGAAGCCUUCGACCGAAACUGCAUAUCAUUGGAGGAAUUUAAAGUUUCUGCCUCAUCAAUUGUUAAAAAUGAAAAUUUAAUUGUUAGAAUUCAAGGGAAGUACUUAAUAUGGGAUAAUGCUGCACCCAUCAUUCUUGGACUGGCAGCUUAUGGUUUGAAUUUACCUGUUGAGCUGGACAACGUAAUUCCAGUGGAACAGGAAACGACAGAAGCCAAGGAUGAUGAAUCUGGAUUGAAGUCAACUCCUUCUGGACGCAGAUGGAGGCUCUGGCCUAUUCCAUUUAGGCGGGUUAAGACACUUGAGCAUACUGGUAGCAACUCAUCAAACGAGGAGGUCUUUGUUGAUUCUGAAUUUGUCUCAGAGAGCCAACAUGUUGAACCAACUCCAACACCUCGUGCUGCCAGCGAAUCUCCUAGGAAGCAAGUUAUAAGAACAAAUGUUCCCACCACCGAUCAGAUAGCUUCUUUAAAUCUCGAAGAGGGACAAAACAUGGUGAAUUUCAUCUUCUCCACAAGAGUUCUUGGAACUCAGAAGGUUGAAGCUCAUAUAUACCUGUGGAAGUGGAAUACACGAAUUGUAAUUUCUGACGUAGAUGGGACGAUUACUAAGUCUGAUGUUCUCGGUCAGUUUAUGCCUUUGGUUGGGAAGGACUGGACACAUUCUGGAAUAGCUCGUCUUUUUUCUGCAAUUAAGGAGAAUGGGUAUCAGCUGUUAUUUCUGAGUGCACGAGCAAUUGUUCAAGCGUACUUGACUAAGAGUUUUCUAUUCAAUCUGAAGCAGGAUGGAAAAAGCUUACCCAAUGGACCUGUUGUGAUUUCACCCGAUGGCCUAUUUCCCUCAUUGUACCGGGAAGUUAUAAGAAGAGCUCCUCAUGAGUUCAAGAUUGCUUGUUUAGAGGAUAUCAAAGCACUUUUUCCUGCUGACUAUAACCCAUUUUAUGCGGGUUUUGGAAACAGAGACACUGAUGAACUCAGUUAUCGGAGAAUAGGGAUCCCAAAAGGCAAAAUCUUUAUCAUUAAUCCCAAGGGUGAGGUAGCCAUUAAUCACCGUAUUGAUGUGAAGUCAUACACUUCAUUGCAUACUCUGGUACACGACAUGUUCCCACCAACAUCACUGGUCGAGCAGGAAGAUUAUAACUCUUGGAAUUACUGGAAAAUACCCUUGAUAGAUAUCUAA
Messenger RNA from Fraxinus pennsylvanica, 2637 nucleotides. The record is from the annotation of a GenBank genome assembly. NCBI's taxonomy places the organism in Eukaryota, Viridiplantae, Streptophyta, Magnoliopsida, Lamiales, Oleaceae.